AUGCAGAAACCAGAUAACUCUUCAAUUAACAGUUUUAAUGUCGAUGGAAUAACACACUUUGAAGUUAUAAAGAGUAAUAAAAGUUGGAAGAAGAUAAAUAAAAUCGAAAAGAAUUUCAAAAACUUAAUAGCGAUGAGAGGAGUGACUUUUGUUUACAAAAGGGAUACGUUUUGGAGAACAUGGCGAGAUGUGGACUACAAAAUGUCUCACAAAACUAUUUUCUAUAAAUGUUCCAACAUUAUAAAUACUUCGUGCACCGGUUGUUAUGGCGGUGGAUUUUGGGUUAUUGAAGAAGAUCAAAUCCCAUGUCCGUAUGAGAUAUUUUCUAUGAUAAAUAAAAAUAAAGUAUGUGCCGUUAACUACACACAUUUGGAAAAAAUCGAUGAAUUAUGUCCUUCUGAGUUGAGUCUAUUCGAUCUUACGAUUUCCUGUAACAAUCCGAUUGUUACGCUGUAUCGAAUCACAAAAUCGUACAGUAAUUCGACUUCCGAACGCAACCACAGUGACAUUUGUGGAGGGCGGGAAUUUUGUGAGAUUUCAACCAUUUACAGGAUUUAUCAAGAUUACAUAACAUUUCAAAUUAUUAACUUAAACAAAGACGUAAUUUACUCCAAAGUAAUGAUGAAUAAUAACAAAACUUUUGCUUAUUUAAAUACUACACUCAACAUUUAA
Messenger RNA from Ostrinia furnacalis (Asian corn borer), 672 nucleotides. RefSeq lists its product as uncharacterized. Lineage: Eukaryota; Metazoa; Arthropoda; Insecta; Lepidoptera; Crambidae. The record is from RefSeq and is a predicted model, not a curated record. The transcript is spliced from 4 exons. Bases 1 to 672 code for a protein of 223 amino acids.